AUGCACUAAGAACCGAAUUGAUUGUUGUUCGGCAUGUAAUAUUAUAAAAUAAAAAUAAUAAUAAUGAAUCAGACGCCUGUCUGGAUGAUAAAUCUAUGUAACUGACAAAGCCGUCGCAUCGCUACGCUAAAUGCCUCUUACUGCUGAUACCGUUUUCAAACUCUAAGCCUUAUAUUAGUUCAUUGAAGAAUCGGGCUCUUUGACCAACAUGGUCACAAAGAGGUUGGCUAGCUCUAGGAUGGGAACAAUUAUAAGAAUUAAACCAAUAUUGUUUAAGUUAACUUGCAAUCCCCAUCCAAUAACGAUUACAUAAGUAGGUAUCUACACGAAAAAUGGAUCCUGCAAAACUUCAAGAUCUGGCCAACGAACUCGAGGUGUACUUCUCGAGAGAUUCUCGCUUUGUUUAUCGCCAACCGGUCGCCGCCGGUGGAUUCGGUAGUACGCAUCGUGUGCAAUACAUUUAUGCCAAUAAUGGGAUGUGGGAUGUGGCCGAUUUUUUAGUUAAAGUCGCUUACGAUGAUCAGGAGGCGUUGGCUUCUAUGCAAGCGGAAAGGGGUCAUCUUAAAUUGCUACGCGGUGGAAUGCACAUAGCCCAGAUACUCAACAUUGCCGACGACCCUCUAAAAAAUAGUGGUCUUCAAGGGGACUGGCUGAUGUUAGAGUGGCUGCCGAACGGCACGCUAGAGGCAUUCAUUAGGAAGGCAAGGGACCAAGGAGUUACGCGACUACCUAACCGUUUACUUUGGAGAUUUCUCUUAUGCUUUGUAAGAGCCUGCUGUGGCAUGGCUUGGCCCAGGAAUCGCCAAGAUGGCAUGCUAGAACUAGAACUCCCAAAGCCGGGAAUCGAGCCUAUAGGGUUUCUCCAUAAUGACUUCCACGCUGGAAAUGGAGAUUUCGCGCCUGGGGAGCACGCAUUCACGCCGAAUCUAAAGCUCAUUGAUUUUGGUAAUAGCGACGUAACUGAUGAGGAGCUUAUCGAUGUAGCCAAAGAACAAAAUCUCUGGGACGUUGGGAAACUCAUGAUGCAAUUGAUAUCUUUAGACCUUUCCACCAAAGAGGGGCCGGCAGCGAAUCCUGGAACGGUUCACUACCUUGGCGAAAAUAUCGAGACGCGGGCUAAUGCAAUCUUCCCGGAGGAUCCAGGCGCGGUGGUCCCUUUUCCCUGGCUUGACAAUUGGUUAAGGACGCUUAUCGGUUUAUUCAUGGCGGUAGAUUCUGAACGACUACCAGACCUGCAAUCAUUAUCCUCUUGGGUACCGUAUGCUGUAGUUGAGAGAACAGCGGGGUUUUAUGGCCUGUAUGAGGAGAGCGAUUAUACGAUAAGAGAACUCUGUAGACGGAUCAUCCUCGAUCCGUAAUAUUGAGAAGAUGUGUUGGAGAUGAACCGAAUAAUAAUUCUGAUUUUGGAGAGCUUGAAGAAGAAUGGCGAACAACGGCUAGCAAAUCGCAAUUAUGAAUAUUCAUG
Molecule: messenger RNA, 1465 nt
Organism: Hypoxylon trugodes
Lineage: Eukaryota; Fungi; Ascomycota; Sordariomycetes; Xylariales; Hypoxylaceae
Exons: 6
Coding region: 333-1358 (341 amino acids)
Biological process (GO): protein phosphorylation
Molecular function (GO): ATP binding; protein kinase activity
Source: RefSeq, a predicted model, not a curated record